Messenger RNA from Ceratina calcarata, 1438 nucleotides. RefSeq names its product GTP-binding protein 10 homolog. Gene Ontology annotation, cellular component: mitochondrion. Lineage: Eukaryota; Metazoa; Arthropoda; Insecta; Hymenoptera; Apidae. Gene Ontology annotation, molecular function: GTP binding; magnesium ion binding; GTPase activity. The transcript has 4 exons. The coding region runs from base 203 to 1372 and encodes 389 amino acids. The record is from RefSeq and is a predicted model, not a curated record.
GCCAUCUGACGAUCGUAUCAAAUGCUUCAGGCUUCUGCACGUCUGUGACGUGUGUUUAUAUGUAUACAUAUUGUUGUCGGUCCCGAUUCUGUCAAUCAUUGCAAUUCGGUGGAGAUUAAUAUCAUAAGCCUAUAAUAUUAAAAUGCCUAUAAAACCUGUUGAUUAUUCUUAAAUCUGAAAUCAGCUUUUAUAUCGAGUAAAAAUGGUCGUAUUAACGAGAGCCGUUUUAGGUUACGCUAAGAAGAUACCGAGGAAAUUUAGACGAGAAGGUCUGAUUGAUAGUUUACGUCUUCACGUGACUGGGGGAACCGGCGGUUCUGGAUUACCCGCUUACGGUGGACUUGGAGGAGCCGGAGGGAACGUGUAUGUUGUCGCGGAAGAAAAAGCAACGUUACAGAAAGUUAAGAACCAAUUGAAGCAUGUAGCAUUGAAAGCAGGGACCGGAGGUGAUAGUAGCAAAAAGGGACUUAUUGGAAUGCCUGGCAAAGAUUUAACCAUAACUGUUCCAACGGGUAUUACCAUUUUUGACGAUAGUCGCAUUAAACUAGGAGAACUAAAUAAAGAGAAUACGAAAUUGAUGAUUGCCAAAGGUGGGUUGGGAGGAUGUGAACAAACUGGAUUUUGCGGUCUCAAAGGAGAAAGUCGUACUGUGGUCCUUGAUCUUCAGUUACUUGCGGAUGUCGGAUUAAUAGGUUUCCCAAAUGCAGGAAAAAGUACAUUUUUAAAUGCUGUUUCCAAGGCUAGACCAAAGAUUGCUAACUACCCAUUUACAACUUUGAGGCCCCAACUAGGUACCAUCGAUUACAAAGAUUACAGGCAAAUUACUGUUGCCGAUUUGCCUGGUUUAAUUGAAGGCGCGCAUAUUAACAAAGGAAUGGGUCAUAAAUUUUUAAAACACAUAGAACGAACGAAACUGCUGUUGUUCAUCGUAGAUAUUCAGGGAUGCCAGAUCUCUCUCAAACACGACCACAGGUCUUGCCUAGAAACCGUGCUUCUGCUGAAUAGAGAAAUUGAACUGUACAAGCCUGACUUGUUGGAGAGACCUUCUAUGAUUAUUGUCAAUAAAAUGGAUACGACUGGCGCGAAUGAAAUCUAUGAAGAGAUCAAGCCGAAAUUAGAGAAUUUAAGAAAAUUCCUAUCCGAAUUCGACGAGUCGAUUCAACCGAAACGAGUAUUGGAGUUUGACGAUAUUUUGACCGCGUCUUUGAAGUUGAACAAAGCAGAUGAAAUAACCGAAAUUAAAACAAAGAUCAGACAUAUUAUUGACAAAUAUGAAGAACAAAAGGUUACUGAAAAUACGGAGAAACUUGAAGAACAGUUAUACAACAAGUUAAAACGUCAAUCCAAACAGUAUGCACCAACGCUCAUUUAAUCAAAAAGGAAAUCAAGAAUUGUAUAUACUAGGAUAUGUAUAAAAAUAUUAUUUGUUUAUUUUAAA